Messenger RNA from Saccharomycodes ludwigii, 738 nucleotides. RefSeq names its product putative monooxygenase CAT5 (gene CAT5). Gene Ontology annotation, molecular function: 3-demethoxyubiquinol 3-hydroxylase activity. Gene Ontology annotation, cellular component: mitochondrial inner membrane. Lineage: Eukaryota; Fungi; Ascomycota; Saccharomycetes; Saccharomycodales; Saccharomycodaceae. The coding region runs from base 1 to 738 and encodes 245 amino acids. The record is from RefSeq and is a predicted model, not a curated record. The transcript has a single exon. Gene Ontology annotation, biological process: ubiquinone biosynthetic process.
AUGAUAAAAAAUCAAGCGAUACUAUCACCACUAGUUUCAGCAUUGAAAAAGCGUUCAUUUUCUGUUCUUUCCCCAUUAAAAACAACUACUGCUACGUUUAACGAAUCGGCUGCUGAAACUAAUGACAAUCAAGUACCUAUUUCGUCACAAUACAAACCAUUGAGUGGUGCACAAAGAGCUUAUUUGGAUAGAGUUAUAAGAGUCGAUCAGGCUGGUGAAUUGGGUGCAGAUUAUAUAUAUGCAGGCCAAUAUUGGGUGUUAGCCAACAAAACCCCCCAUUUAAAACCCGUUAUACAACACAUGUGGGAUCAGGAAAUACAUCAUCAUAACACCUUCAACAAUUUACAAGUCAAACAUAAUGUUAGACCAUCUUUAUUUACUCCACUAUGGAAAAUUGGCGCCUUUGCUAUGGGUGCUGGAACUGCCUUAAUAAGUCCACAAGCAGCCAUGGCUUGUACGGAGGCUGUUGAAACUGUGAUUGGUGGUCACUAUAAUGAUCAGUUAAGAGCCCUGAACACAGAAUUUGAGGUGGAAAAGUUAGAUGGAUCUAAAGUUAGUGGUAAAAGUGUUGAAGUAAAAGAAUUGAUUGAAACUAUUAGAGAAUUCAGAGAUGAUGAAUUAGAACAUUUAGAUACCGCUAUUAAGUAUGAUUCCCACAAGGCUGUUCCCUAUAUGUUGUUAACUGAAGGCAUCAAGACUAUAUGCCGAGUGGCUAUUUGGACGGCAGAAAGGGUAUGA